Messenger RNA from Cryptococcus deneoformans JEC21, 3732 nucleotides. RefSeq names its product expressed protein. The record is from RefSeq and is a predicted model, not a curated record. The coding region runs from base 618 to 2462 and encodes 614 amino acids. NCBI's taxonomy places the organism in Eukaryota, Fungi, Basidiomycota, Tremellomycetes, Tremellales, Cryptococcaceae. The transcript has 4 exons.
ACCCUUCUUUUGCUGCUGCUUCAGUUGGGGAUCCACCACUGUCCACACAAACUACCAUCCACACUUUCGGGCAGGUCCCGUAUUCCUUGUAUCCCACUCCCACUCAGCAGUCCCAACCGACCACCGAAAAGCAACCACUAGUCAGAGCGACCGUUUGUCUCGGAGCACGGCAGCCACGGAACAACAGCAGCUGCUCGAGCACAGCGAGUACCGGCGCAUUGACCUCGACGUCUCGCUUCCGUCGCCAGCUAUCCGACUGCAAAUUCGGCCAGCGCUGUAGCGAGAGUGUUGUGCUACCCUGCCACAGUCUAUAUCCAUCGACGCCACGAAAUAGCCUUGAAGGGUCCGACACGGCCUGCUCCUAUUUCACCCAUAGUCUCACCAAAUCUAGACUUGUCGACAGCAUCCUUUCAGCUGUAAUAAAUUAUUACCGAGCUCAUCUCAAACAUAACUACGCCUCUCCUUUCGCCACUUCCUUACACCACACGUCACGCUUAUUCCCCCAUCUGAUACUCUCCAUUUGAGUGCCCACUCGUUCUCUUCACUAUCACAUUCGUUUGACAUCACAUUCUUUACCAAGCACCACGGCUGGCCCGUAUCCUCAAACUAUCUUUAAGAUGAUGCCUCAUCCAAACGAACUCUUUCCCAGGAUGGACUGGUAUCGACGAGAGAACUGUGUUACUUGCAAUGACACGACACCUACUUGCAAUUGCUCCUCUUCGGAAAAGUGCAUUCUCUCCUCUAGAACGUGCAGCCAAUGCCCUACAAUUCAGUGUAUCGCCAAAUCGUCAAGUUCAGGUGGAUCAAGCGUUAACGUCGGAGCUAUUGUCGGACCGAUAGUAGCGGCUCUGGUGAUUGCAAGUUUGGGAUUGUUUUGGUGGAUGAGAAGGAAGAAGAGAAGAGAUCUCAAGCGUGUCGAAGAACUGGCCGCGCGAGCACGCAAAGCCGAAUCAGCAGGUUUCCAACUCUCCCCGACCGGUUCUCCAGCUCCUGGUUCUGCCCACUCUCGUUCUCCCAACACUCACGAUCUCCCACUUCCGCCUUCUUCAGCCACUCGUCGGUCACCAUUACCCCCGGUACCUGUCAAUGCAGAAUACUAUGACGAAAAUGGCGCGACAAUCCGGGUAUACUCUACAAACGGCACUAUCAACGCUGAUCCCAAUGGUGAUCCAUUUUCCGAUAGACAGAGUAUCUCAACGAUGGGGAGUGGAGGUACAGCCAAUAUCAUUCCUAUCCAAUGGAUUCCACCUUCCAACUCGGAAGACGGGUUAUCAAAGAUGGCCACUCAGCCUGCGCAAAGCGCGGCCGCCAGAGCACUUGAUCAGGCGAGACAAAAUCUAUUCAAACCCGGUGCCGCCCCGACCCGACCCGCACGUUCCCCUGACCUUGACCUACGUCUCAACCCCCCAAGCUCUUUUGACCUAAGCGCUUUGGAAUCCCCCAACGCCAACACUUACCGUGACUCUUACCUCUCUGGCAACUCCGCCGCUCCAUCCUACUUUUCCGGUCAAUCCGAUCUCAAUAUCGACGCGCCAAAGAUUGUCACUUCGAAGCAAGUUCAAGUUGGAAGGUUGCAGCAAGCAGAGAUGGUGCAAUUUGGAGGGAAGCAUGCGCAGAUGAUGGAGGUACUUGGCGGUUCGUCGAUGUUGGGGUCUACUAGGGAUGGAGAUUAUCCGUUUGACCAGCACCCUGCCGAACGCGGAGUGGGGCCUGCGCCAGGGCUAUCACCGAGCGAUGCUUCCUUCCGAUCGGGUAGAACUGGUGAAGCUGUUCGGACGCUCACUCCUGUGAGUCGAAAGUUUGAUGAAGAGGAGAGACUUGAGAGUGGGUCUACAUCCCCUGGCGAUUUGCGGUUCUCCAUGGGUAGUCUGGCGUACCGCGAUAGCACAAGCACCAUGGGUACGAGUAGGUACCUCGCCUCUGCUACCACUGUUGCUGUCCCCACCGCGGGCAUAUCCCCUACACUCUUAACCUCUACCUCUACACCCAACACGGCCAAUCACGAAGCAAGAGCGAGCGUCGUCUCAUCUAAAUCAUACGCCGAUUCCGUCCUUGGCGCUUUCCCCAUGAUCCCUCCCGACUCUCAUCGCCCACCUCUCCCGCCCAAUGCCAGCUUUAUCGCAAAUUCCAACUCUACGAUGCACACCAGUGUCCCACACUCUACAUCCGUCGACACUCUUGAUCGAGCUCUCAUCUCCCGUCCACCACCUUCGUAUCGCCCUCCUCCCCCUGGCCCACGACCACCAAGCUCAGCAAGAGGGUCGACAGCUGCGGAGCUGCUACGUGAGCAGGGCGAGAGGGAAGAUGGUGAAUUCGAUGAGGGGAAGGAAGGAGCGGGAGGGAAGAAGAAAAGGCCCGAGACGCAGACGAGUGUAGCAGAUAGUUUAUUGGGCAGUUUCCCGUUCGUACCCCCGAAUGUGGAUGACCUUGCGGGUCUACCGUCACCAUCACAAAGAAACUGAGUUUACGAAUGGAAGGAGAACGGACAUCAGAAAGGAGUUGUCUCUUAUGGGUUAUGAACUGUGCGAUGGGUGUAUUUUAUCAUGGGAUUUCUUUCUACUUUUAUUUUAAGGGUUAUGUCUCAACUUGUACCGAGGGGUAUAGGAUGGUUUACGAAAUGCAUGACAAAGACUUAUGCUACAAUGAUGGUCGUCGUCUUGCCAAUGUCAUGUUGCUCAAUCGGCGAAUCAUAAAUCGCGUAUUUUCCACCUCUUACUUGCUCGGAUCGAUCGGUGUCAGCCUUUUUAAUCCCACCUCUUCAUUCAUCAUCUCCAUCCCAAACACACCGGGACGCAAUAUCGCGCCCCCUCCCAGCCCGCCCAGCCCCCCAACCCCAGUCCCAAAUCUCGGAGAAUUCCCACCACCAUACCCGUAUGAAUGAACGAAGGGAGGACCAAAUGGCGAGAUUGUACCAGGAUCAGAAAGCACAGCAGCAAGAGAAGUAGUUUCCGAGGGUGAGAAUAGUUCGGGGGAAGACCGCUCUGUGGCAAUGGAGGUUGAACGGGAGGGUAGAGGCCUGUGGGGUCCCUCGUUGGACGUUGAUUUGUCGCUGGCAUCAUCAUUUCCAUGAAUAUCCUGCUCCUCUUCUCCCUUUUCAGCCGUAACAUCCAUAUCAACGGUCGUACCAGUAUCACCUUCGAAACUUGCACUACUUUUUAGUAAUGGACAGAGUUUAUCGGCGAGGAUGGAAGAUUUUGAAAAUCCGGGACGCGGUGCAUGAAGGGGGAUGGUCCGUUCCUUGUGUUGGAUAUGUUCACCAUUGUUUUGAGGGAAAAGACUUAUAGUUUGAGAAGUUGAAUAUGAAGAAGGGAGCGGAUGGGCUGAGAGAGAUAUGGACGGAGAAGCAACAUCGGUGGAGAGUGAUGGAAUGGGAUGAGGAGGCGAGUGUAUUGAAGAUUGCGUUGCAUUUGAGGAGGGUCCAGAGGGUUCUUUUAGAGGCUCUCCAAACUCGGAUUUUGUCUCGGCUGUACCUUGGUGUUUCUCCUCAUGCGAGAGGAUGUCCUCUCUAUUCUUGCUUGUCACUGAACAUACAUUAAGAAGUCAGCAUAAGAGGACAGUAUACUAGCGAAGAAGCUGUACCAGCGUCUUUAAUCGACUCGUUUAUGCGUCCGAUCAAACUGGGUUUGGUAUGCCAGACUUCUCCCUGAGUAUAUGGCUGCGUCGAAGUUGUUGUGCUUGUUGGCUUGGUAAAAGAGGAGAGGCUAAGAUGAAGUGUCAGUUAUGCUACAUGAU